UUUUUUUUCCUUUAGUUUUCUUUCUCCUCCCUUCCUUCCCGUCAAGGACACAGACUUUGGCUAUAUUUUUCAUAACUGUGUGAAGCUAGAUGCCUGUGCCACCUCCGCCGCCGCCUCCUCCUCCACCACCUCCACCACCUUCUGGAGGGCCCCCUCCACCACCACCACCACCUCCGGUGAGUUCAGAACUACCUAAAUUGCAAAAGGAUGAGCAGAAAGCACGAAACGCACUGUUGGCUGAUAUCCAGCAGGGAACUCGCUUAAGAAAAGUGACUCAAAUCAAUGACCGAAGUGCACCACAGAUUGAAAGUAAGUUCCUGCAGGAGGGCCUUGGGUGGGCUCUGCAGAAGCCCCAUUUGUGGAGGUCAGCUGGGCAGGGUUUGGGUGGAUUUGGAGUUCAUCUAUGGACAACAUCUUUAGGAUGUGAAAGGAGAGAGCUCAAUUUUCUAAAGGUACAUCUUGUCCUGAGAUCAACAGCUAUUAUUACUUCAUAAUAAGGCUGAAUCUGGGUAUCACCUUAACAGGCAUUCCUUGUUUCAGGAAAAAAAAAAACAAUGAAGUCAAGAAUGAUGAAGCCCAUGAGAGUUUCUUUUUAAAAUAAUUGUUUAAACAGCAAUUACUCCUCCAGCAGAAGAGCUGUUCUUUACUAGAUAAAAAGAACAAAAGAUGCA
Molecule: messenger RNA, 671 nt
Organism: Meleagris gallopavo (turkey)
Lineage: Eukaryota; Metazoa; Chordata; Aves; Galliformes; Phasianidae
Source: RefSeq, a predicted model, not a curated record